UCUGCUUCCCAAAGACACCAGGUACUAGCUAUCAUUUGACACUUUGAAUAGGUCAAGUUCUUAUUUAAGUAUUAAGUGCUGCCACCUCUACCUUUUCUGUGCAAGAGCACACCUACAAUCUACCAAAUAAACUACUGAGCUCAACUCAGUAGAUCUGUCAGAAUAACACAUGGGCAAUACGGUGCUGCCCUUUCUAAAAAGGCAUCUUCAGAACUAGUAUGUAUCUGGUAAGGAGCUGUUAUCUCUGUUUGUCGUUGUUGUUUUAGUACCUCCAGGAGGAUAUUGCAAAAUGAGGUCUGUGCUAUUGGACCAACGCCUCAUAUCCUUUUAAAUAUAUAGGUUCUCAUAAACUUUAGACACAGAGAAGUCAGUUCGUCUGGCUGCUGGGUUGCAUCUAGUUUAUCAGGGCAGCUGGAAGCACAUGCAGCCCAAAUUAACUUACCCAUCUUCUGCAUCAACCCACAUGUGGCCACCACCUCUACUCAGCUCUUCAAGGUACAGACAUUCUGAUCUGGGACAUGACAACCUCACAAGCCCCCUCUAAAAGUUCGUAUCACUCAUGGGUCCUGCUUUGUGACAGCAGAAAGACCACAUGACACUCUGCCCUUGCAUUCACAAAACCUGAGCAACUUAGUUAAAACAGUUGACAUGCCUGGCUUCCACAGAAACCCGUCCUAACCUGCACAAGGAAAUUGCAGCUUAAUUAAAAUUUUUCAAAAACUGAUGCUGUAAAAUUAAUGCUAACUCCGUGGGAGGAAAGAGAUCAUUUUACUGGAGAGUGCUUUCUGUAUUUACAACUGAAGUAGGUAGGAAUACAUUUAAGUUAAAGCAAUAUACAAUGGACUUCAAGUGAUAUGUGUCCAUAAAAAGACAUUUGUAUCAAGAUAAUGAAGCAGCGCAAGAUUUGUAUGUAGACAAGACUGAGAAGAAAAUGUAAACAUAUUACACUUGGGGAAUAGAGUGGACACGCCUUGUUUUGCCUUGCACUCCUGUCAACAUCACCUACAGUGCUUCCAGGGCUUUUUUCACUGCAGUCUCAAAGUUUUAUUGAUCCCCUUUUCCUCUCUCACACACCUUCAGUUACCCUCUUGUUGGCAAGUUACAACUCUUUGUGUCACCAAAACACCUCAUUUGGUGUAACUCGAAAAUGACACCUUCACCUAGUUCUGCUAGGUUAAAAGCCUUCUCUUCAGGACAGCUACAAGCUCAUAUCCCAGACUUUCCCCACAUUUCUUCGCUUAUAAUGGUACUCCUUCCUUUGGCCUCAGAACCACACUCACUGCGACUUCCUGUGAAGCCAAAACAUAUCAUUUCAAUCUCCUUGUGCCGUGGCAGUGUCAGAAUGUGGUUGCUGCUCCUUGGAUGUCCACCUUUCUGCACAAGGUCGCACACGGAGACUCAGCAAAAGGAUAAAAAAAGAUCAUAAAUUGUUUUAACCCACUCUGCUUUCUUAGCCUGGCAUGAUAUCCCAGCUCCUGCUCUAUCUGCUUCAGUCUGACAUAUUUACUCUACAGAGUGGGAAAACUGCCUGGGAAAAGGUCCACUGUUAGUUACUGUUUUUCUUGCUCUUCUCAGUUCUUUCCCCCAGAUGCCAGCACACUCAUUCCAAGGCUGUGAUGUAGAUCCCUUGCAAUUUCAUCUUUCCCACUGGGCCCAAACCAUCACCACAGAUGUAUCAUGAGAUGCACUAGGAUCACAGGAGAUGUACGGGGACAAAGCAGUGGAAAACAAAUGUUGAAAUCUCUUAAACAUGGAAACAUUGAAACAGCAGAAAUCCUGACUUCCAACUCCUCUGAGGACUCCACAGAUAAUAUGCAAAACAAGACAGAGUCUGGCAUUACACUGGCUGGAGAAAGACACAAAUGACACUGUUAGCGGAAUUUUUAACAAAAGUCUUCCUCCAAUCCCACUGAACCAGUGGAAAACAUCCCAGUGCAAGUAGCCUCUGGCUGCUAACAUGUACUUGACACCCCAACCCCAUACUGCACACACUGCUUUCCACCUCCUGCAGACAACCCACAGUGCCCAAUGAUUGGUACUGUCAAAACAAGUGGGAGGUCCUGACCACAUUCCUGUGCUGCCAAUUAUCAUAAAUCCAUCCCUUCCACAUUCUGGACAGGCUCUCUGUUUCUCUGGGAUACACAGCAUUCCCCUGGGAUGUCGUAGUUUAAGUGCUUGGUUAACUGGAGGUGGAAAACAGAUCUGAUUUGCAUCUCACACGUAUCAAUUCUUAAAAGCACCGGACAGAGAACAUCCUUCAGAUGGUCCAGUGAGAUCAAUCAGGAAAAGCCAUCUUAUAUCUCAGUGCAAAUGACAAAAGGGAAAAAGGACAAUUUUUUAGUCCCCUCAAUUAAGGAAUUGGGCAAUUCGGAAAAUCAGUUUGUUACUUAUUAAUUAUAAAAAUUUCUGCUAGUUUUCUCUUCAAAAUUCAUACCAAAUCUCUUCAUACCAUAACAGAAAAUUUUGAUCCCUUAGCUUCAUUACAAUCAUAAUGUUUAUUCUGUUUAUUUUCUUUUUAUUGAAAGGAAGUAGGAAGAAAGAUUUUCACCUUCUCAACACUAUAAACUCUUCAGAAUACAAUACACAUUUCAAUUUGCUAAGAUACUGGUGAGGAAAUUUCACAGCAGCGAUGUUGUCGCACACAGGUUUAACUCUGCCCCCGUGUGUUCAAACAUGAAAAUAUACUCUUCAUUCCAUCAUCUCGGUUCUACGCUACUUUUGUGCAAAAGGAUACAUUACUCUGUGAUACCAAUUAAAUAACAUUUAAAUCGUGUUGCUGAUGGUCACCUUUUUUUUGUUGGCCGUGUGCCUGUGGCCUGUACCAAUAAAUUGGGAAGAAUGACAAGAAAAGUACAAGCAGUUUUCUACACAGCUUACAAGAAAGACAAUCCUCUCAAGACUGAAAAAACUGGGACCUACUUUGACUUCUCAGCUUUACUGUGCAUGUCCUGCAUGAAGUUCAGCAGCCCUAUUUGAUCAGUGCCUCAAUUCCCACUCAGACUUGUGCAUUAAACCACCUCUCGCCCAUGGGGAUGUCUGCAUUUGUAAAGAUUCUCCACGUCUCUCACCAUCCAUCUACACCUGCAGGCAGGGAUACUGGGCUCUGCCAGGUCAACUUAGGUCACCAGUGGGGCUGCAGGCUCUGGGGAAAGGGGUAGACGCUGCAUCCAGCCAAGUCUCCCAGCUAUGAGGGCAGAAGCACGCAAUGGCUCUGUGAGCAGUAUCCUGCCAUCUCUUGGAACUCCAGUUUGCUGAGUCAUGUUAGGGCAACCUCUGGGCAACUGCCACUAACUCAAACAGGCAGUAACAAAAAGGGCAAACUUCAGAAGUGUGUUGUCAAUCUCCACCAAGAUACAUGCCAGCAACUGUGCACAGGGGCAGGGCCUGCACAAGCACAGACCUGCCAGGCACAGCCAUCCUCAGCCACCCUUCUAGAAAAGAACAGAUUGGGAAGAAAAGUCCAUGGGUUGUGCUGCAGCAUGCCCGGUGUUGAGGAUAACUUUUGUGACUUUUGAUUUCAGCUUACACGCAAGUUUACUUGCGUGAACUGAGAUUAAUCCAGAGCCUUGUUACUGGACACGUGAGAACUCAAACACACAUGCUGCUCCACCAUCCUCCCCCCGCCCAGAGGCAGCACCAUCACGAUUAAAUAGGCUGGGCAGGAAGCGGCCACAGCACAGCCAGCCUGCAGCCUGAGGAGCCAUGGCGACCUACGUGCAGCUGAACACCGGAGCCAAGAUGCCCAUCCUGGGGCUGGGCACCUGGAAGUCCCCACCAGGACAAGUGACAGCUGCAGUGAUGGCUGCAAUCGAUGCUGGAUACUGACACUUCGAUGGUGCCUAUGUGUACCAGAACGAGAAGGAGGUUGGGGAUGGGAUCCAGCAGAAAAUCAAGGAAGGCGUUGUGAAACGAGAGGACCUCUUCAUUGUCAGUAAGCUGUGGUCCACAUUUCAUGAAAAACAUCUGGUGAAGGGAGCCUGCCAGAAAACUCUUGCUGAUCUAAAACUGGAUUACCUGGAUCUCUAUCUCAUCCACUGGCCUUCUGGCUUCAAGGCUGGAGAGGAUCUAUUUCCCACAGAUGACCAAGACAUGAUUAUACCCAGCAAUACCGACCUUCUACAAACAUGGGAGGCCAUGGAGGAGCUGGUAGAUGCCGGCCUGGUAAAAGCCAUUGGCAUCUCCAACUUCAACCACGAGCAGAUUGAAAGAAUCUUGAACAAGCCAGGACUGAAAUACAAGCCUGCAAACAACCAGAUUGAAUGUCAUCCAUACCUGACACAGGAGAAGCUGAUCAACUACUGUCAAUCCAAAGGGAUUGCUGUGACAGCAUAUAGUCCCUUUGGCUCUCCUGACAGGCCACGGUAAGAUUAUCUGAAUUUUUGAACUGGAGCUGGCAGGAAUUUGCCAUGAACUAUUGCCACUACAACUCCAUUAAUCAUUCAUCGUGAUACACAGAUAUCUGUUGCUACGCUGGAUGUUCCUGUGGAGGUUUCUUGCCAUUGAUGAAUGACAUUCUUUUCUUUGUUUAGGGAUAAGCUAGAGCACCCUUUACCUCUGGAUGACCCCAGGAUUAAAGAGAUUGCAGCCAAGCACAGCAAAACAGCAGCACAGGUUCUCCUUCGCUUCCAGAUCCAGAGAAAUGUGAUUGUGAUCCCCAAGUCUGUCACACCACAGCGCAUUGUGGACAACUUCAAGGUCUUUGACUUUGAAUUGACUAAAGAAGAAAUGGCAACUCUUCUCAGCUUCAAUAGAAACUGGAGGAUGGGUUUAUUAAGCCAGUAAGUGACAUCAAUUCUUUACUUUCAAGUCAUACCUUCUGAAUUAUCUCCACCGUGUGGUUUCUGUCAGAGCUACUAGGCAGCAUGAAAUUCAUUGACAAAAGUUACUAAUUCAAAUAAUAGAAGGUUUGUCCAAAAAUACUUUUGCAACAGACAGGUAAAUAUAUUCAUUUUGAAAUCAAAGGAAAGAAACAGCAGACCACACACUCAUUUUCAGUUCAGUUUCCAGGGAACUCACUAACUUCAACUACAAAAGAUGGGUUCUCACGCAUCAUUAUGUCUUUUUCCACAUUAGAAAAACUGGGAUGCAUAUCUUCACACAUUCUUCCGGCAAUUACGUAAUUCAGAUCAUAGAGUUAUAGAAUCAUAAAAUCAAAGACUCACAGAAUCAUAGACUCACAGAACAGCUCAGGUUGGAAGGGAUCUUAAAGAUCACCCUGUUCCAACACCUCCGCUAUUGGCUGGGAUGCCAGCCACUUCAUCAGGCUGCCCAGGGCCCCUUAAAAUCCCCAUUUAGCGACUCCUCUGCGUACCGAACACACCUCGAUCUAACACAUGCUUUAGCCAUUAAAAGUACUUUCUCUUUUUGAUUUCUUUCAGGGCCAGAACACACAAGGAGUACCCUUUCCAUGCAGAAUACUGAUGCUGUUUGUAACCGAGCCUUCUCUAGACCCCUGGUGUUUCAUGUGCCUCUCCCCUAGCUUUCAGAUCUGUAUCCAGCUUUCUUACUGUGUCUGUCCUGUUGCUGUCAGUGAAGUCAAAGUACAUUUACUCCAAUGCUUCCAUCCAAUUUCGUUCUUUGGAAAAUGGAAGGAGUAUUGCCCAGCAGAACAAAAUGUGGGAUGUAAUAAUUUUCUGCUUAUCAGAAGAGAGGAGAAUUACUGAAGUAUCUGGGCAGAACUACUAAGUGGAAAAUGAGGACAGUUUGAACACUUGAACCACUGUUCAGCAAGUGCCUUCAGUCUUGCAUCAGCACAAAGUAACUAUAAAGGGUGAAAACAUUACUGGCUGAAAUAUUAGUGUAGGGGUUGGGGGGGGGAACUUUUCUUUGUGAAAUUAAAUAAACUAUCUAUGAAUGUUAAACCUCUCUUCUUGGCUGAUGGCUGGUGCCUGUGGAACACACUGGUGCUUGUUCUUGCAGUUCAGCUCACACUUCUCUGCUGUGUGAGGAAAAUGAGGUUCUGAGCACCUUGGGAAAAUACAGUCUGUUCUGUGCAUGUCCCAAAGAGUGUGUGGUCAUCGGCUUUCAUGGUUAUCCUUACGAAGGAGAAUGGGAAACAUGGUUGAUUGCAAAGUACACAUUGUUUGAAAAACCUCUGCUGAAAUGAACCUGCUAGAGGACACUUGCCAGCCUGAAACUGGAUUACCUGGAUCUCUACCUCAUGCACUGACCUUUGGGGUUUGAGGAAUAGUAAUAGUAAUGCACUUGGCAGCUUUACCAUGACCUCUGCUUCUGAAGAUUUAUAUGGCUUUACUGCCCAAUAACUGCUACCGAUGACAAAGUUAAUCACGGCUUUGAUAAGUACAAGCAUUGCUCUCGACUAUGUGUGUGGGUCUGCAUGGUUUCCUUUC
Messenger RNA from Phasianus colchicus (ring-necked pheasant), 6350 nucleotides. NCBI's taxonomy places the organism in Eukaryota, Metazoa, Chordata, Aves, Galliformes, Phasianidae. The record is from RefSeq and is a predicted model, not a curated record.